AUGAAGUACACUACUGCCAUUCUUUCAGGCCUCAUGGCUGCUACCGCUGUAGCUCAACCCCACCUUCGUCAUCAACAUGUCGCCAGACACGAAAAGCGAGAUAUUGCUUGGGUUACCGAGACCGAAAUAGUUACCGAAACGGUUGAUUAUACGACCACCGUUUGGGUUUCCGCUGGUCAAUUACCCGCUCCCAGUACCAGCGCUCCAUCUGUGACUCCUACCACUUUGGCAACUAUACCAAAGUCUUCUGCUGCGGCUUCCACUUCUGUCCCAAAAUCUACUGCUGCGGCUUCCACUUCUACUUCAAAGUCUACUGCAGCAGCUAGUAGCUCUACUAGAGCUGUUCUCGAUCAGAAACCAAGCUCCUCAAGCUCUUCGUUUGUGGCUCCAUCUUCUUCUACCUUCGUUUCUGUUGCUGUUCCAUCUACGACACAUACUUCCACAGUCGUUCUUCCUACUACCUCGAGUGUCGCCCCAGUCAUUCCAACCACAUCAAGUGUCGUACCCGUUGUUAAACCAACUACCUCGAGUGUCGUCCCAGUUGUUAUUCCAACCACAUCAAGUGUCGCACCCGUUGUUACUCCAACUACCUCGAGCGUUGCCCCAGUUAUUCCAACUACCUCCAGUGUAGCUCCAGUCGUUAUUCCAACCACUUCUAGUGUCGCGCCAGUUAUUGUUCCAACUACCAGUGUCGUACCAGUUGUUAUUCCAUCCUCAACCGCCGCAGCUCCAGUCCCGACAACAACCUACGCAUCAUCCUCUUCCUCUGGGUCCUCUGGAUCCUCAUCUGGAGUUUGCGGUUCCGAUAGUCCAUGUACUGGAGAUAUGACUUUCUAUGAAGCUGGUCUUGGAGCAUGUGGAAUCACAACUGAUGGAUCCACCUUUGCCGGUGUUGCUCUUCCAGUUGGUCUCAUGGGUUCCCUCUCAAACAAUAACCCAUACUGUGGAAAGACAAUCACCAUCAAGUGUAACUCCACUGGUAAAACCACUCAAGCAACUGUCAUCGAUAAAUGUAUGGGUUGCGAGAAUAACUCAAUCGAUCUCACAAACUUCGCAUUCGAUCAACUCGCUGAAGAAGCUGUUGGCCGCACUCAAGCCACUUGGUACUUCAACGAUUAA
Sclerotinia sclerotiorum 1980 UF-70 is the source of this 1119-nucleotide messenger RNA. RefSeq lists its product as hypothetical. NCBI's taxonomy places the organism in Eukaryota, Fungi, Ascomycota, Leotiomycetes, Helotiales, Sclerotiniaceae. Bases 1 to 1119 code for a protein of 372 amino acids. The transcript has a single exon. The record is from RefSeq and is a predicted model, not a curated record.